UAUUUCCAGAAGAUAUGUUUACAACAUAAACGUGAAAUUAUUUAAACAUAGUUUAGAUUUCUGGUCUCUUCCAUCUCCGGAUUUGGUCAGUAAAGUUGGGCUAGAUGGUACUACGGUGGUACCUGGCCAAUUUUAAGUCGGCGUUUAGACUUUAGAAAUCUUCCAUUGUUACUUGUUAAAUUUGUUUUGACGUUUUUUACUGGUUACACUCUAUCCCGAUUUAUAAUUGAUUAUUGAUGAAUUUACAAUAAUUAUGAAUUAUGUCGAUGUAGAGAAAUAAUGAACUCAUAAAACUAUCAUAGUAGUUUUUAAAUUUUUUUUUAAAAAUAUUCUGUCCGUGAUACAACGAAAUUCCAAGUUCUCGGAGGUAUAUCGUUUUUCGCGAGUUGUCGACUCGCCCAGUCAGCAGUCACCCAGUGCGAUGGGUCGAAGGAAGAGUAAAAGAAAGCCGCCCGCGAAAAGGAAAGCUAUUGAACCUCUGGACACGCAGUUUAAUUGUCCGUUUUGCAAUCACGAAAAAUCAUGCGAAGUCAAAAUGGACAAAAGUCGAAACGUGGGGAAAGUGUAUUGUCGUGUUUGCCUUGAGUCAUUUCAAACGACUACAAGCUUUUUAUCAGAACCAGUUGACAUAUAUAAUGACUGGGUUGAUGCCUGUGAAGCAGCUAAUUGAUAACGGGUGGCUACUUCUGUAAACAAGACAAAAAUUAAACAACAAAUUGAUGCCAAAACAAUCUUGAAAUCUGAUAUAUCAAGUCUUUUUUUCUAAGUAAUAUAUCAAUAUUGUUGUAGUCACCCUACACAACUUAUAAAAUUAUAUAAUAUUUUAGUUAUAUGUAAUUUUAUUUUAAAUACCUAUAUGACUUUAUUUUCAUUAUAAGAAGUAUGGUAAACUUAAUCUAUUUUUCUAUAGAUUAACAAAAAAAUUGGGAGUUUUAUGAAAUAAAUUAAUAUUAUUGAUUUACUAUUUUUCAAUUUGCUUGUGAAUAAAAAAAUUAUAUCUGUACCUAAAAAAGUAUUUUGUAUUUUUUUUUAAAUAUAUAUUUUAGUAUUUUGUUAUUUACUAAUUGGUCAUUUUUCUUUUUAAAUUUAAAAUAUCAU
Molecule: messenger RNA, 1098 nt
Organism: Metopolophium dirhodum (rose-grain aphid)
Lineage: Eukaryota; Metazoa; Arthropoda; Insecta; Hemiptera; Aphididae
Product: transcription elongation factor 1 homolog
Exons: 3
Coding region: 422-670 (82 amino acids)
Biological process (GO): transcription elongation by RNA polymerase II
Cellular component (GO): transcription elongation factor complex
Molecular function (GO): RNA polymerase II complex binding
Source: RefSeq, a predicted model, not a curated record